AGCUGCCGACCGUACACUGGCGAACCGGUGCCACGCCGCUUCUCAGUAGCCAACGAGAAUCGACCCGUUUCGGUACGGCUUGUUAGCAAACGCUGGUGCGUGGCCCUCCCCCUGUUCGUCAAAUUGAACGCCGGAACACUCUUCCGGAGUGCGAUUUUUCCUUUCCGCUUGGGCUGGAAAUAUAUUGUUCGUUUACGCGUGUGACGUCUUACCUGCCGCUGGAUGGAUAAUCGAAAGCAGCCCGUUUGUAAGUGUGUGUGUUAGUUCAAAGGUUUCGAAACAGUGUGUGGUGAACGUUAUGAAGCAGCAGUGAGCGGGAAAAAACGGAGCAGCGACGAAAACAACCGGGCGGCUCCAUUCCAUUCCCACCCUCCGAUAGGUCACAAUGAAAAUGGCCCAUUUUUGAUUAUUUUCUGUUUGCCUCGCCCCAAUAAAAACAAGACGUGUGGCAAACUUUACACCACACACCGGUAGGUCUGUGCCAGCUUCUGUUUCUGCCACGAAAAAGCCGCCCGGAUCGAAGUAGGCGUGUGAGCCGUGUGCGAGGUAGUGCUUGUUUCUUGUGCGCCAGUGUGCUUAGAGACACCCGGCAGUGAGCAUCGCUAGUGGCUCGGACGAAAAGAAGACAAAAAAAAGGAACAAGAAAUCAUCCUUUCCAGCCAACUUGAAGCCGACGAAUGCUGGCUGAGAAAUCGGUGGGAGGGAAAUAAUCGAAAAGGUCACCGAAAACAACCAACCAAUAUAAAAACCAGCAACAGCAACAACAACAAAGACUCGUUCAACCCAACAGUGCUGACGCUACAGACUUGGCGUGUGAUGCAGCGCAGCGCGAGCCUUGAAAAGAGACGCUAGAAACAAGAAACAAUAACCUUUUUCGGAACAAAAGGCACAAAAGCUCCCGAGCAGCAGCGAUUAAAGGAAGAAAAGCGAAUUUUCUAUCCAUUUUCACAAUGGAUCCACCGAACUGGAUACGAGUGACUGCUUUGGGCCGUCCGAGAGUAUUGCCACGUUGCGGCUAGUCGGCCGUCUCCAUCCCACCGACCUACCGCUGUGUGCUACUGUGUCUUUCCCCCGGUUUCACCUACGCAUCGCUCUUUCUUUCUUUCCUCGUCUGGCCUGUCCCUAUCUUUCCGCUGGCCUCACACACCAACAUUAAGUGAGAAAAGAAAGGCCCUCCAAGGAGAAAAAUAAACAAAGAUAACAAAUCCGUGUGGUGGAAGGGAAACAAAUUCAACGCAAACGCGGGCGAUACAAAACCCUUCACCAUUUGCAACACUGUGUGAAGCACGCGACGACAGCACACACUCCCGCUCCCGCUAAAGGCCUAGGGCCGCAGACAGACGAUCGCCCAUCCCGACGGUCAACGCAACAGCAACUGGACCAAAUGUGUAGCAGCGGCGGCAACAGUAGCAGCAGCAGCAGCAGUAGUAGUAGCAGCAACAACAUCCGCACAAACACCAGCCUGGAUCGGCGACGACGGCUAGCGCAGCUGACAAAAUGGUGCACCCUGUUCAUCAUUUUAGAGUCUACGAGCGUUGGAAGCGGUUUGAUGACACCACCCAGUAGCAGCACCACGCCCGCCAGCACUGUAACUACCACCACCAGUAGCAGCAGCAGCAGUACAACCACCACCACCACCAUCAUCACCACUAGUGGCAGCAGCACUGGCAGCAGUUGGCUCGAAAGUACGAGUCCCUCCAGUGCCGGUGGCGGUCCGUACACUUCGCCCUCAGCCACCGCGCUUCCUGCGUUCGAGGCGCUGCCCCGGUUCGAAGCCCUCGUGCAGGACAGCCCCAACAGCUCCCGGGGCAAAACGCUUCCGCUAGUGGGUUCGGGUGCGCUCAAGGUAACGCCAUCCCAGCCGGCGCUCGAGGGAAGCAAACGUGGCCCGGCUGGCAGUAGUAAUAGUAACCGAGAGGGUAGCAGCCCCACCACCACCACCAGCGGCUAUGACUCGCCCGCUUCCCGAAGGACACCGCCGCUGUCGAAGGUGGUGGCGGCCACGGGUACCACCAUCGCACCGGUUGGAAUGGCCGCUGCAGGCAGCAGUAGUUUUAGCAAAAUCUCUAGCGCCAAUCUAAUACUCGCCGAGAGCGGCGGUGCCGAGUCGGCCAAGAUUGGACCGGGCCAGAAGGUGCCGGUGGGAUUUUCGGGGAGCAGCAGCACCGGCAAGACUGCAGUGGCCGGAAAGUCGGCCGGUAGUAGAGCCGCGUCGGAGCAGGAACCGAGCGGUAACCGGCUCGAGGGUGGCGAACUGACCACCACACCCGAGGGUAACUUCAGCAAGAUGUACUUUGAAACCGAUAACCACACGACGAUCGCGUCCCAGGUCGGCUCGAUAGCGGUGCUGCCGUGCGCGGUGCGCAACAUCGGCGAAGGCGUGGUGUCAUGGAUAAGGCGGAAAGAUUAUCACCUGCUAACGAUCGGCUUCACCACCUACAGCAGUGACGAGCGGUUCAACAUCAUCCACUCGGAGGAUACCGAGGAAUGGCCACUGCAGAUCAAGUACGUCCAGCUACGGGACGCCGGGCUGUACGAGUGUCAGGUUUCGACCCAUCCGCCGACGUCAAUCUUCGUCAAGCUGGACGUGGUUGAGGCAAAGGCAGAGAUUUUUGGACCGUCGGAAAAGUAUCUCAAACCGGGCUCGAUGCUCCGGUUAACGUGUCGCGUCGUGCAAAGCAACGAGCCACCGCUGUACAUAUUCUGGUAUCACAACAAUCGCAUGAUUAACUACGAUGCGCACCGGGGCGUGAACGUGUCAACGGAGGCGGACAAUCGGUACUCGGAGCUUGUCAUUUCACACACGAAUACACUCAACUCGGGGAACUAUUCGUGCGUUUCGAACAACGCUGUCGCUGCUUCUACGCUGGUGCAUAUUCUGAACGGUGAAAACCCGGCCGCCAUGCAGCACGGUGACCAUGGGAAUGCGGUCCUGGUGGCGUCACACAUUCAUCUGCCGCUGGCAGUUGUAACAUAUCAGGUCAUCAAUUUCGUCUUAAAUAUGCAUUGAGUUCACUGCACAAGGAGGCCAGCGAUGCCAGCGACUAACGCACCGCUGUACGUAGAACGGCGGAUGGGACGGAAGCUGCAAAACAAAACCUGCAACACACACAUACACACACAGACAAACAGAAACAGGUAUGCUGUAGCGUAGUGGGAUGCAAGCGAUAGUCGGACGAAACGUUGGACCUCGAGCAGAGAAAUCUGCUUCCUGUUCCUGUUCACCUGGGAAGCAGGGAGAAUCCGGGAGGACAAACUAAUGACAAAAAAAAAACAAACAAAAAAACUAGACGAAUACAAAUCGAGCCAUGUUGAAUGUGCACAUUAAAACAGCUCCCCCCACUCACCGAACCCUGGUGGCUAAGGGGUUGCUGUUUUGUGUAAAGUAAUUACGAUCGACGUUUAGCUCACGGUCGAGUGAGCACAGCGUAACGGAGCGGAAACUCCGUACAUCCGCUGUGUGAUUAAUUAAGAACAGCCCAGCAUGGAAACACGCAUUGUACAUAUAGGUAAACGAAAUGGCAUAAAUCAAAUUUAACGUAGCGUUUGAUGUAACUUUGUAUGGUAUUUGUAAAAGCUAGUAAAUAAAAUAAAAACUACAUCGGAGCUAAAACUGGCAGGCGUACCCGAUUGCCCGAUUCGUUUCCAACAUCAUUCCACUUUCCACGAACGAAACAGAGAUAAAUUUCGUUUUGUCAGUAACGCAAACAUGAAAUAAGUUGCUGGAUGUUUUGUUUGUGUCAUUUAAUUUCACUUCUAAAGCUCUUCAUUUAACAUUUAAAUUAGUUUACCGAGGUAAGCCAACAUGGAUGGAAUAUUUAAUAGAAAAUCACUUUUUCAAGUCAAGCAGAGCGGGACGGUACGCAUUUAAAACACUAAUUAGAGAGAGAGAGAACAAAAACAAAACACUCUUUUUCCAUGGCGAUGGAGCAAUGCAAAUAAAGUACGAAACUCGUAACUAAAACGGUAAACGGUGCGCUGGAACAGCGAGAUAGGUAGGGAACGAGAACGACGAAAAAAAACACAAAACCCCAACUGUAAAACCCAUUUGCCCGUCUUUGAUGAGCGUUGUUUGUGAAGAAUAAACGUUGAAAAUGAUAAACAAAAACUCUGUUAGCUAAGUGUAGAGUCGGUGCUGGUUGAAUAAAAGCAACAAAAAAAUGAAAAAAAAACCCACAAGAAAACUAACAUUCAAAAGCAAACCAACAGAACUACUGAAAGCAUUCUUUCUCAAGUAAAACUACACUACACCGACACACACACACACACACAUACACAAAAAGAACUACAACAAAACGCGUCGCCGAAGUGCAGAAGGUUGAUUCACUUGACGGUAGGAAGAUUGUAUAUAAAAAGAAAGGAAAAAGUUAAAGUAAAACACGAUGCCCAGCAAAUAAUACAACACAACCGAAAAAGAGAAAAAAAAAACGAGCAUGUCCAAAUACAAAUAACAGUUAAUGAUGCCACGGAGAGAAAGGAAAACUCUCCCUACCGUGGUAAUAAGGUAUUACCGUGCUAAUUCUCCAAACUGAAACCAACAACAACAAAAAAGACACAAGGAAUCAGUGAAAAGUAACGAAGCGGUGAGAACAAAGAACAAAAAAUAACGCAAGAACAACCCUAACCCUGUGAGCGAUGGAGGAAGAAAAAAGGGACAAAACCACCUUGCGCCAACCAAGCGCCACGGUUUGGCAAGCAGGCAAACUGUUUUCCCUCUUUUGCGGAUGCAAAUCGAAGCAUUCGUGUACCACUGUGAGAUAAAAGCGGUUUAAUAAAGGUAAAUAUAUUUGGAUUAA
Molecule: messenger RNA, 4796 nt
Organism: Anopheles arabiensis
Lineage: Eukaryota; Metazoa; Arthropoda; Insecta; Diptera; Culicidae
Exons: 9
Coding region: 1385-3010 (541 amino acids)
Biological process (GO): synapse organization
Cellular component (GO): neuron projection membrane
Source: RefSeq, a predicted model, not a curated record